UGUUGCUUUGACAAAUUAAACCUAACCUCCCUAGGCCUAAUAUAUGAUAUCCGAGGCCUAAUAUAGUACAUAUGUGUGGUAUACUAGGCCUAGGAAUAUUUGUAUUUUAGCUUCAUUUAUUUUCAAAGAAUUUCUUACUGGUCAGUAUACAGUACUACUGUCUAAAAGCCAAGUUCGUACGAGUUCGUGACUACUGACGAUCAUCAUAAUAGGUACUAUCUAAACAGGAGGAUGGGUUGUCAUAUAACCUGUAUUGUUUAAAUAAAGUUAAUUUGUCAAAAUGCUUUCUUGAAGUUUACAGUAUCAUUAAUUGACGUGAAAAGUCCGACUAGAAUGACAAGUACAGUACUGUAGAACUAAGCAACUUUUAAAAUGUAGAAUUUUUAUCAGAUUUAUAAUCUUUGAAUUUGAUUACCUGUUUGUCUGUUCAAAGUUGAAGGCCACAUGGUUGGGGCAGCCUCACCUAAAUUGGCAAAAGGAAUGGUCUGAGAUAUGGGAUGAAUAUGGGCCGAUUGGAAUCGCUAAAAUUCAAAAGGGAAGUAUGCCAGGGUUACAUUCAGACCCCACAACGAUUUUUGGCACUGCCCUUUUAGACCUAAAUAUUUAAAAAAAAAAUUAAGAAAAAUUUUUCCUUAUAGUAAUAUGCAUCAUUAUUUCUCAAGAAAAUUAACAGAAAUUUACGGCUGUCGAUAAUUUGCCCUUAAUUACAUAAAACAGGAAAUUCUUCUACACCUUCAAAGGUUUCUCAAGCCGUUACCCUUGAUUAGAGUAAGGGGUAACUAUUCCUAUUUUAGUAUUUCACGUCACUAAGUUCUUCUCACUAGCAACCAACCACACAAAUUUGUGUAAGGAAUCAUUUAGAACCUUAUAUACCACAUAUGUAAGACCAAUCCCGGAGUGUGCUGCACCUGCAGGGAGUCCCUACCUUGUCAAGCACAAGACGAAGCGGAGAAGGGUCAAAGGUAUGCCACUUGUCUAGUCCCAAAACUAAGAGGCAUGAGUUACAGGGAAAAGCUGUAUACAUUGAACCUCAUGUUGCUGGAAGACAGAAAAAAUUUGGGGAGACAUUAUCACCACAUACAAAAUUCUCAUGGGAAUUGACAGGGUAGAUAAGGACAGAUUAUUAAUAUGUGUGGUGGGAACACAAGUGAAAACUGAGUACCCAAAUGAGCCACAGAGACAUUAUAACUUUUUCAGUGUCAGAGUAAUUAACAAAUGGAAUGCAUUAGGAAGUGGUGUGGUUGAGGCAGAUUCCAUAUAGUUUCAAGUGCAAAUAUGAUAAGAGCUCAAUGAGCUCAGGAACCUGUACACCAUUUGGCUGAUAGUAUGGCUGACACCUCCACAAUACUUUGUAGGGUAGGCUACCAUAGUGCACACCUCCACAAUACUGUGGUAGGGGAAGGUUACCAGAAUGAAUGAAAAGCACUAUCCAUACACAAAGUUGUGUUUAAGUGAGUAUUCUGGCUUCCUCUUUAUAGCUAGUUAGGUAGUAAUUAAUUAUACCAUUAGCAUAUCCAUGACCUGAAGCAGACCAAAUGUCCCAAUUAACAGUGACCUAAUUACUCACAAGGUCAAUCUGAAUAAUUUUCUAUUACAGAAUAGGCCUACAUUAAUGCAUAAUUAGGUGCAGACAUAUAUCUUACUGGAUUCACCUUUCCAUAAGCUUCUCAACUUCAAAGAUAAUUCUUUACAACUCGUGUCGGGUUAAUUUACAGAGCAAAUUCUGGGCGAUUAAGGUGCCUGUUCACACUGUAAAAGUUGUAGCAGUGUUCUAGUGUUCAAUGUUAUGCAGUGUACAAUUCUUGAGUUGAUUUUGAUUUCGGGGCUUUAGUGUCCCCGCGGCCCGGUCCUUGACCAGGCCUCCACCCCCAGGAAGCAGCCCGUGACAGCUGACUAACACCCAGGUACCUAUUUACUGCUAGGUAACAGGGGCAUUCAGGGUGAAAGAAACUUUGCCCAUUUGUUUCUGCCUCGUGCGGGAAUCGAACCCGCGCCACAGAAUUACGAGUCCUGCGCGCUAUCCACCAGGCUACGAGGCCCCAAUGAACAAAACUCUCCAGGGCCAUGGAAGGUUAAGAUACCAACACCACAAUAUAGCUGGCAACUCACGCUAACAAAUGCAAAUUUUCCAAUAGAAAACUACAAAUUUUUAUAAGGUAAAUAUGGCACAUGGCCGUAAACCAAAGCAGUAUAGCACUGAAGCGCUACAUGGCCGUAAACCAAAGCAGUAUAGCACUGAAGCGCUACAUGGCCGUAAACCAAAGCAGUAUAGCACUGAAGCGCUACAUGGCCGUAAACCAAAGCAGUAUAGCACUGAAGCGCCACAUGGCCGUAAACCAAAGCAGUAUAGCACUGAAGCGCUACAUGGCCGUAAACCAAAGCAGUAUAGCACUGAAGCACUACAUGGCCGUAAACCAAAGCAGUAUAGCACUGAAGCGCUACAUGGCCGUAAACCAAAGCAGUAUAGCACUGAAGCGCUACAUGGCCGUAAACCAAAGCAGCAUAGCACUGAAGCGCUACAUGGCCGUAAACCAAAGCAGUAUAGCACUGAAGCACUACAUGGCCGUAAACCAAAGCAGUAUAGCACUGAAGCGCUACAUGGCCGUAAACCAAAGCAGUAUAGCACUGAAGCACUACAUGGCCGUAAACCAAAGCAGUAUAGCACUGAAGCACUACAUGGCCGUAAACCAAAGCAGUAUAGCACUGAAGCACUACAUGGCCGUAAACCAAAGCAGUAUAGCACUGAAGCACUACAUGGCCAUACACUGAAGCAGUAUAGCACUGAAGCACUACAUGGCCAUACACUGAAGCAGUACAUACAAAUAUAAUUACAGUAGUGGCCAUACACUGAUGCAGGGUAGGCCUAUCUAAUUACCCAAAGCCUUUUAGCAUUACACAUGUAUGUACAUUACAUAUGUAUUACAUGUGUAUGUAUGUACUUUACCUCAAUAAACAUAAGCAAUGAAUACAUGUGACAUAUUUACUCAGUAUAAUAUUAGUGGUGAAUGUAGAACAUGAAAAUGACAUAUUUUUACUCUGAAAUAAUAUAAUUUUAUAACAAAAUUAGAUGAAACUUCCUACAGCUAAAACUGUAGGAAGUCAACGAUGCAAAUGACAAUGUUGCGGCUUUGGGUAAUUACAUGGACCUAAUUUUGUUAAAAAUGAUAUUAUUUCAGAGUAAAAAUAUGUCUUUUUCAUGUUCUACAUUCAGCACUAAUAUUAAAACUGAGUAAAUAUGUCACAUUUCUUUGUUACUUAAGUAAUGGUAGGAGGCUUUGGGUACCUUUUGGUAGCUUUGGGUAAUUGGAUGGACCACAAUGCAGAAUACUCCUACACUUUAGUGUAUACCUAUACACUGAAGCCAUACAUCCUCAUACAUGUAGGAUAAUAAUAUGCAAUAAUGAAAUCUAGUCUUAUAUGUUGAUAAUUAAGUGAAAAAUAACAGUAAUUUAAUAUCUUGAAUGAUGAUGACUAACAAACUAGCUAAAACUAGAAAUAUUUGCUCAUGGGGAUGAUAUACGUGUAGUAUGGGGCAAAGAUGCCAUUGGUCGGCAGAGUACAGUACAGUUUUUAGUCAUAAAUGUUUGUGUGUGAGGGAUGGGUCUUACAGCCUCGGUGGAGCGUACUGUUUCUGUCAGUAAAAAUGAGAACAUUAUUACCUGGAUAUGAGGUUAAGAUAUUUAAGAUAAAAUUAGAGUUUUGCUAAACAUUCUCUGACUAGUACUUAAUAAUACAUAAUUUUGUUUUAACAAGAAGCUCAAAUAUCUUUGUUAUUUAUUGCAAGUGUUUAAGGUGUAUGUAAUUGUUUAUGUAAUAAGAUGUUUAUGUAAUACAGUAUGUGUUUUGGUUACCAUGAGGCUUCUUUAACCCCUUAACUGCGUUGCCUCCAAAUGUGACACCCCCGCAGUGCGCAGGAAAUAAAUUCUCUGGAAAAAAUUCUUUUUUCUUUUUAAAAUGUGCCACAUGUGUUCUCGUUACCUUGAAACUUCUCUAAACAGUGCCUUAUGUGUCCUGGUUAUUUUUUUUUGUUCCCUUCUUCCCCUCGCCACUACAGGGGGUGUAGCGUUUUAAUUAGCUUCAGGGCACCCGUUUUCCCUAACCAGUGGGCAUGGGAAGAUGUAGGUGCACCUUAAGCACACAUUUCCCUACCAAUGCAAACUAAAAUAUGUAAUAAAUGGUUAGUUGGCACAUCUCACACACAGGAAUUAAGAUGAUGAUAAUAAUAGUUAGCACAAUGGAAAAAUCUUUUGUAUAUGGUUUUUCUUAUAUACGACACAGCAUACAAAGGGAGGGGUGCACAGUAUAUCAUUAAAAAGAACUAAACCAGAGGGCAAAACAAGUCUGCCCAAACGGCAGGUAUGAUGACUUUGAUGACAGCAUACAUGGAAAAAUACUUCAAAACAAAAGCCCCUUGCAAGGCCCCGGAGCGGGAGGAUUCUCGUGUGUGCACAUGGGGGUCCCUCCGGCAGGAGCCAUAGCAACUCGUGGGCUCCGGCCAAGUCAUCCACCCUCCUGUGAGAAACCAUUCGGGGAAAUGGUUACAUUUCUACAGCAUUUGCUUUAAUUUGGAUUGCAUGGGCAAAAUCUCCUCCGCUUAGCAGACGGGGUACCGGACAAAACCCACUUGUGGCAAGAUGGAACCUCGCAUGCAGAUUCAAGGCCAACACUAUAACCCAUGCUGUACAGUGUUGCCUUCCAAACCCUAGUGCACUCAGAUGUUCCAUUAGUAGGGGUUCCAGCAGCUUCUCUAAACAGUACCUCAUGUGUUCUGGUUACCUUGAAGCUUCUCUAAAGUGCCUUGUAUGUUUUGGUUAAAUACUCUCAAUUAAAAGUAACUUUGUUUUGGAAAAAUUACACAUUACUGUAUAGUAGGUUGUCCUGUUGUGUACAAUCAGAAAUUGUUUAACAAAAUGGUAAAGUUAUUUCUUUUGUUCAUUCCAUAAUUAAUGGUUCCAUGUUACAAAUGAUAAUGUCAAAAAUAUUUUAACAUAAUUUGUAUAAAAUAAUUAGUAAUAAAAGUUUUAUGCAAAA
Messenger RNA from Procambarus clarkii (red swamp crayfish), 5031 nucleotides. The record is from RefSeq and is a predicted model, not a curated record. Lineage: Eukaryota; Metazoa; Arthropoda; Malacostraca; Decapoda; Cambaridae.